Messenger RNA from Saitoella complicata NRRL Y-17804, 765 nucleotides. RefSeq lists its product as uncharacterized. The record is from RefSeq and is a predicted model, not a curated record. The transcript has a single exon. The coding region runs from base 269 to 694 and encodes 141 amino acids. Gene Ontology annotation, molecular function: nucleic acid binding. NCBI's taxonomy places the organism in Eukaryota, Fungi, Ascomycota, Saitoellomycetes, Saitoellales, Saitoellaceae.
AUGGUCACCAAAGGGAUGUUUCAGCGGAGACGGCACGCUUGUUACUGCUCAAACGCGGAGCAAAGUGUGUUACAAAACCGUUUAUGUCGACUGCAACUCGGGAAAGGCGUUACCAAUGGGCAAAGGAGCACUUUCACUGGAGGAAGGAGGACUGGAUGCGGAUCAUCUACACCGACGAAUCGAAAUUCCAGCGUUCUGGGCCAGGACAUGUUGCAAAGGUAUAUGUGUGGCCUGAGAUCCUCCUAGGGAGAAUGAAUUCAUUCCUCGGAUGCAUUCUGGUGGUGGGAGUAUCUUCGUGUUUGGUGGAAUGUGCUGGUGGGGAGCCACAAAACUCGCUCGUUCGCAGGUCCCAACGGUCGACAAGUUCGUGAUGCGUGACUUCGUUGAAGACUUUCUACUUCCCAAGCUUCAGGAGCUCAGAGAAGCCGACAUCAAUCUCACAAUCCAACAUGACAACGACGCCAAGUUUCACGCGCCCGACUGCAAAGAAUCCUAUGAAAGGGAGGGAUACAGAGUCCUGCCCUGGCCGGCAUACUCGCCUGAUAUGAAUCCCGUUGAGGACUUGUGGCGCCUGAUCUCCAAACGCCUGGAAAAGCGAGCUGCGGUUGCAAAAGACCUUGAUGAACUAUGGGAGUGGACGUUGGAGGAAUGGGGGGGGUUCAUACAAGGCAUUGAGGUUUACUUGCGAAGGUGAGGAGGGGGUGGUUGGAUGGAGCCAGUGGGGCACUCAAGGAAGGAACCCCGCGGAUACAGUAGUUAGGGAGU